CUAUCCAUAUGGACUGUUUGUGUAUAAAUUUAGAGAGAGAAAGUACGAAGACCGAAAGAAAGAGGGAAGAAGAGGAGGAAAGAAAUGAAGCACCUCUUGAAAAAGCUUCAUCACCACCCUAAUCGAUCCAACGAAACUCCAUCUUCUUCAUCAACAUCUUCUACUUCUUCGUCCACGUCAUCAUCGUCGGCGCCGGCGUCAACGUCAGCGUCAUGUGGUGUCUCCGAUCACCGGCCUUCCAACUUCGGCAACGCUCCGGCGUGUGUUCCCACUACUGCUACCGCUGCUUCUCCUACUACAACUUCGCCGACUUCUGCUGCUCCUGCCACUUCUCCGGAGGCUACAGCUGUGGCGGAUAGGCAGCAGCAGCAGCAGAAGAAGGAUUAUUUUGAUUCGGAGGAGGAAUUUGAGAUGCAGCUAGCCAUGGCAAUGAGCGUCUCGGCCUCUUUGGCGCAGGAGUCUGGUACUAUCGAUGGGAAUACUGAUCAUCAUCAUCAUCAGAGUUUUCUCGGAGGAGGCCAAGGUGGCGACUCUGUGGGCCACAGGGAUGAUGCUGCUGCGGACUUGUUGUCCAGACGGUUUUGGGAAGAUAGUGGACUUGACUAUGAGGAAAAGGUGGUUGAAGGCUUCUAUGAUGUCUUCAGUCUCUCCAUAGAUCCAGCAAGCAAAGGAAAAAUGCCAUCUCUUACUGAUCUUGAGACAAAUCCUGGUGGCUCUGAUUUUGAAGUAGUAAUAGUCAACAAAUCUAUUGAUCCUGCUUUGAGAGAGUUGGUGGAGAUUGCACGGUGUAUAGUAGCAACGACUGAGAUUGGUCUUCAAGUACAGAGACUUGCUGAACUUGUUGCAGACCAAAUGGGUGGACCAGUGAAGGAUGCAAAUGUCAUAAUGGCAAAAUGGCUGGAAAGAAGCACAGAGUUAAGGACAUCUCUCCACACAGUUGUGCGACCUCUUGGGUCAUUAAGACUUGGGCUUUUACGUCAUCGAUCGCUGCUUUUUAAGGUAUUGGCUGACAAUGUUGGUAUACCUUGUAAAUUGGCGAAUUGGAGUAAAUACACUGGAAAUGAGGUUGAUGUUGUGAACUUUGUAAAGUUUUCAGACGGAAGUGAGUUCUUAGUUGAUCUCAUGGGUGAACCUGGGGCACUCAUACCUGCUGAUGUUUUGAGUGCAAAAGAUGGAUCUUUCAAGUCAUAUCCUCCGAAAUUAGGCAAACUUCCCACUUUUCAGGCAACCAGUGAUACUGGAGCUGCUCAAUCAAAUCCAUAUUUAUUAUCUGGACAGAGUUCUGCAGAGGAAAAUAGUUUCUCUUCACAAAAAGAUUCCGAAAAGACAGAUUCAUUGCCUUCUCCUCAGAAUGGAAGAACCAGUAGCAGUGUUAGCUCUUCUGGAUUGAACAAAAGGGCACCAGCUUCCAACCAGAUGGAUCAUAUCCCAUCCUUGGCUAUUGGGACUUCUUUGUACAAAGGUGGUCGUGGGCCCAAUGCAGCUGGUGAUGGUGCAAGAAUGAAUGUGAAUCUGGUUCCAUAUAAUCAGAGCAGUACUGAAGACCCAAAAAAUCUUUUUGCUGAUCUUAAUCCAUUCCAAAUAAAAGGAUCCGGUAAGGCUUCGUUGCAAGGGGACUAUGGUAGGAAAAACUUUAAUGAAAUACCACGGCCAAAAGGUAACCUUCUUAGUGGCCGACCUCCAGUACCUUUGGCACAAAAAAGUAACCAGAUAUAUAAUGAGGCUUCCAAGAAAAAUGAAUAUGACUUUGUUGAGAGCCUCUUCUCAAAGAGCAAUCGCACAGCUGGUGAAUGCAGUAUGUUGUCAACUCCUUCUACAAGCUUCACUCCUCCAGUCGUAGCUAGAAAGUCUGAUGAUGCCUACAGAGAGGAUGAUGCAAACAUGUAUGCUGUUAAUAAUUUGGCAAUAGCUGAGGUGCAAUUCAAUCGGUUGUCUCUACAGGAUGACCAGGGCAUUGAUCAGAAAAAAACUUAUCAAAGUGGUGGUGGAAUGCUUCAGAAUGGCCAAUCAAAUAUUACAAAAGAGUAUGGGAAGGAUGCUAGUGGGAUGCAUGACCAGAGAAACAAUCAGCAAGAUGGUUUUACAUUGACUGAUUUAAGAUUCAAGGAUCAAGCAUAUCCAAGCUCUUCUGUUAAUCCAGCUGUUCCUCAACUUGAUCCUGUAAUUGAUGAUGUCAGUGAAUGUGAAAUUCCAUGGGAAGAUCUAGUUAUUGGUGAAAGGAUUGGACUAGGUUCCUAUGGUGAAGUAUAUCAUGCUGAUUUGAAUGGCACCGAAGUUGCUGUGAAAAAGUUCCUUGACCAAGAUUUCUCGGGUGCUGCUUUGGCUGAGUUUAGGAGAGAAGUGCGCAUAAUGCAAAGGUUACGCCAUCCAAAUGUAGUUCUUUUUAUGGGUGCUGUAACUCGGCCUCCGAAUCUCUCUAUUGUCACAGAGUUUUUACCACGAGGAAGCUUAUAUCGGAUUAUUCAUCGCCCACAGUGUCAAAUUGAUGAAAAGCGAAGAAUUAAAAUGGCUUUAGAUGUGGCAAAGGGCAUGAAUUGCUUACAUACUAGCAUACCUACAAUCGUCCACCGUGAUCUGAAGUCACCAAAUUUGUUGGUUGAUAAUAAUUGGAAUGUGAAGGUAUGUGAUUUUGGGUUGUCACGUUUGAAGCACAAUACAUUUUUGUCAUCGAAGUCGACAGCUGGGACACCAGAGUGGAUGGCACCAGAAGUACUCCGAAAUGAGCCUUCUAAUGAGAAGUGUGAUGUUUAUAGUUUUGGCAUCAUUUUGUGGGAAUUAGCAACCCUCAGACUACCUUGGAAUGGGAUGAAUCCAAUGCAGGUUGUGGGUGCUGUAGGCUUUCAAAAUCGCCGUCUUGAUAUACCAAAGGAAGUUGAUCCAUUAGUAGCUAGAAUAAUUUGGGAAUGUUGGCAAACGGACCCAAAUCUGCGCCCUUCAUUUAGUCAACUCACAGUGGCAUUGAAACCAUUGCAGCGGCUUGUCAUCCCUUCGCACAUAGAUCAGCCAAGCCAACCCAUGCCUCAGGAGAUCUCGGUGAAUUCCACGCCUUAAGACACAUCUCAGAUCCUCAACUGUGAAAAAAUAUUGUUGUGUUUGCACAGGACGACGAACAUGAACUAUUCAGAGAAAGUGAUAAAGUUUUGGAGUCGCUUCCCUGAUGGAAACAAAAGCUGGGGAUUUGCUGUUUGAGUUGGGAGUCAGAACUCAAAUUUGCGAAUGCAGUUUUAAGGUCAAAAGCAAAAGUUAAUGUGUGUGUAUUGUUUCUGCAGCUCAAAACUUGCUGUGGCUCUUCUUGUACAGUGGCUUGUGCAUAUGUGAUCCCAAUGCUUAAAAUGUAUAGCUUGAUGUCUUGUAAUAUUUCUUGUUGGUCUCAUUAAAAAUAUUGAAAAGCUACCAUGUUAUCAUUGCUCGGCGCAAAAAAAAAAAAAAUCAUUUUAAGCCGAUAAUAAUUGCUGCUAUUUGCCAUUGGAACA
This is a messenger RNA of Coffea eugenioides, 3473 nucleotides long. Its product is annotated as serine/threonine-protein kinase EDR1. NCBI's taxonomy places the organism in Eukaryota, Viridiplantae, Streptophyta, Magnoliopsida, Gentianales, Rubiaceae. Gene Ontology annotation, biological process: protein phosphorylation. The transcript is spliced from 13 exons. Gene Ontology annotation, molecular function: protein kinase activity; ATP binding. The record is from RefSeq and is a predicted model, not a curated record. Bases 85 to 3051 code for a protein of 988 amino acids.